AUGCGAUUCCUGAAGCGCCGCAGCAAUGCGUCGUCUCGGCGACGGGGUUCUGCGUCGCCAGUCUCUCUUGCCUCCGCCUCGAUCCAGUCUAGAGAGACAACGCAAGAGGACGAAGCCGGCUUCGACGCGCCGUCUGCAAUUGAAGACUUCCAAGCGUCUUCGCGACCUUCGCCGCAAGCCCAAAAAACCUCACUAGGAUUGAGCCGAGAUCGCGAUGGCAGGCGGCGGUCCUCGGCGACACUUGACACGCUGGUGGCGCUUACGGCCGCGGCUCCGCCUUCGGCUUCGCUGACUCGCGAGGCCAUUGCGACCGCUGUGUCAGACGCGCUGGUUUCUUCGCACCCGGCGCUGCUUCUGCGCGGGCUGCUUCCGCGUGUGUUGUCGCCUUCGUCUGGGGCCAGCGCAAAACUCGUUUUUCUGCUUCUCCUCGAGCGUUUUCUUCUCCUGUCUGCGUCGUGGCGCGCCGCGGCGACGUCUUCUUCUCUUUUCCCCUCCCCGUCGUCCUCUCUGCUGACCAAACUGCUGCCGUUCCUUCAUCGCACCGCGCUCCUCUUACUUCUGCCGCCGCGAGACGGCGGGGACGACGGCGUCAGCUGCUCGUUCUUCUCCGCGUCUGUCGAUAAGGGAAGGCAGACGCGCAGGGGCGACGACAGCGCAGCUGCGGCGGCCGUGCGCUUCUGGUCUCAGCUUGCGGCUGAGCACGAGCGCGGCCUCGCGUACUUUGAUGGGGCGACGCCGCGAUCGCAUCUCCUCCUCUGCGGGCGCGCUGCGGCGCGGUGUCUCUUUGCCGGCCUGUCGGCGUCUUCGGCCUCGGGCGAGAGUCCGCACGUGACGAAGAAGUUCCGGGUCGUCGUCUCUGCGUUGCGCGCCGCCGGUCUCGACUGCACUCGGCACGCCCACGCCCACGGUGCACCGGCUUCGACCGCGGCGGCGGCUGUAUCCGCCCUCGCGUCUAGGCCGCUGCUCGGGCCGGUCUCUUUUCAGUUUGAGGCCUUACGCGCGGCGCUCCCUGCGCUCGGCGAGGCCCGGCUCCGCGCUGUUUUGCUGCCGCAGCAGAUCGAGGGCGCUGCGGCGACGCCUCCGCGUCCGCAGCGAGCCGCGCAGAAGAAGCGGCAGGAAGACAGAAGCGCCAGCGACGUCAGCGACGCGAACGAACUCCGCGAGCGAGAAACGACCUACGGCGUGGAGAGGCCAGCCGAAGAGCUCGAAGCUCGUGAAACGUCUCAGGCGGCAGAUAGCGUUGGUGACCCAGAGGCCGCCUUCUGGUCCGUCUGCAGGGCAGGGGAGGGAGGGAGCGAGGCGCUCGAGGGAGAAGAUCGCACAUCGCUGAGCCGCGUCGGCGGCGGCGCGCUCGCUGGGGCCUGGGGCGUAGCGGCGCAGCCGCCGCGGGUGUCUCGCGAAGGAAGGCGUCCCUCGGCGUCGCUUGGCGCGCCUCGCGGCGUCAGCGCGGAACAAGAGCUGCCAGGGGGGGGGGCAGCGGCCGCGCAGCGCUCAGCGCGGCUGCUGAGCUCCGGAGUCGACAUCGACGCCGUGACAGUCUCCUCGGCUGCUUCUUCGCCUUCUUCCAACCCCUUGUCGUCCUCCUCUCCGCCUCCGUCUCCUCUCUCGGCGCGCGUGAAGGAGGCGCACGCAAGCGUCGAGGGCUCCCGCCACAGGGAAUGCACGAAAGACCGCCGCGCCGCGUGCGACGAGUCUGUCUGCUCCGCGUCGUCGCGGAGCUCGACUUCGAUUGCCUCAUCUGUAGCGUCGCCAGCGUCAAGUGUGCUGUCGCUGGAAGAUGAGAGAGCGCCGGAGGAGGGGGAGACGCUGUCGGCUGGGACUGAGGUGGAGGAGCGCGACGGGGAGGACUGUCUCGAGGCCUACAGGCGGCUCGCGUCCUCUCUCCCUUCACCGACUGCCGGCGGACGCGGGGUGAUGCCCGGACGGCCGCUCCUCUCUUCACAGGCUGCGCACACGCGCAGUUUCAGCUUCGAAAAGACGAUGGGCGUCUUCAAAAAAUCCUCGAAGAAGACCGACGCCGGCGCGCCGGUGCGGAGGCAGACCUCGCGUCUCAGCAGCGCGGCGGGCGGCGUCGAGCGAGACGACGCGAAGGCGAAGGUGCUUGGCCCGGAGAGAAGACUCUUGGAAGACUUCAGCGCCCCGCGAAGAGGCGAGAGCGACUUCCCCGCCUUCGCAGGGGACGACUUGCGCGAAUUCUCAGGCUACGCGGCGAGCGAUGACAGCGACGCUCUUAAAACCCUCGAAGAGAAACUCGGGGCUGCCUUGUCGUCGGCGGAGUUCCUUCAAGAGAUUUCGCGUCAGCAGGAGUCGCCACUCGAGGUCAGCGCGCCUGCGCUUGAGGAAUGUUCCACGAUGCUGGCAGGGUGUGCGUCGGUCUGCGCGAAGAAGCAAGCCAAACUGCGCGAUGAGGCUGCGAAGGCGGUCGACCAAGGCAGGAUGGAAGACUUCGCCUCCAUCAGCAAGGUGCUCGAUCAGCUGAGUUUUGCGUUGGAUGCAUACGAGGGCGGCAAGCAGCUUCUUGAGCUCCGCCAACGUGAAGCGGAUCUCGGAGUCGAGCGCGACCGCGGGGGCCUGCGUCCGGGCUCGGCGCCUUCCGAGCCGCCAUCGCAGCCUGCCGCCUGGCAGCCCUCCUCGCCCGCGUCGCCGGCGGGAGCGGAGUCGUGUGGGGGGGCGGCUGGCGGGCCUGUUUCCUCGUCGGCAGGCCAAGAGGACGAAGCCUACGGGAGAGAGGGGGACACGGGCGAGGCAGAGGACGAUCUCUUCGACCCCUUUUCUGCGAAAAAACGGGCGCCCGCGAGCGCAGCCGCCACCCGCGCCUCCCCGCCGUCUGGCGAGUCGAAGACGCGCGGCGACAGGGGGUCGCGGCGAACGGGGAGUCGAAGCGGCGAGCGAGAAGACGAAGGCGCGGCCCUGAGGCGGGCUGCGGGGAGGCGCGGGGCUGCGGGCCUCGUGAGAGGGAGGUCUGAGGAGGCGGAGCGGAGCCGCGACAGAGGAGACAGGGCGGGCGCGGCCGAGGACGACGCGCGGGAGCGAGGCCGGGACAGACAGCGCGGCGAGAGAGAGAGACAGGAGGGCAGCGGGAGGAAGCGACCCAGCGGCAGUCCGCCAGACGCCGGCGGCGUCGUGGGCGACGAACGUCACGAGCGGAGAGCGGACGAGUUUGGAUCGCUGUCUACGGGUCUCACGUCGCGCAGAAGCCGUAAGAAAGACGGGCGAGAGACGAGAGACGAGAGGCGCAGGGGCGACUGCAGCCAACCCUUCCCGUCCUCCUCCCCCGAGCCCGGCGCGCCGGCAGGGGCCGCGAAGCCGGCGGCCUCCACGCCGCACACUUCGUGUCCGUCUGUGGGGUGGCCUGAGACCACGAGCGAGGCGGGUGAGGAGAGCGGAAGCCUCGAGUUUUCUCAGCAGAUCCAGACGGCAGGCGCCGAGAAAGCGGAUGUCCUCACGCCUUUCGAGCGCGCGCGAAGCGUGUUCGAGAAAAACCCAAAGAAGAGCUCAGAACAGCUACCUGCCUCGCUCUCGUUCCCCGCUGAAACCGUCAGAGCCAAGGACGAGAAGCAGAAGGAAUCAGCGAAGCAAGAAAAUUCGCAAGGCUCUCCAGAUCCAUUUGGAUGGCCUACAGAAAGCUUCGGCUUCAAGGUGUUCGACGAAGAAGAGAACUUGCUGUGGCAGGGCAAGCCGGCACGCGACCCCGCGCCGGCUGGGCUCGCCGGCGGGUGCGACGCGUGGGGAGGCGACCUGUUCAUGAUUGAGGAAGAAGAAGAAAGCAGCGACGCAGGCGAGGGCAGGUCGUUCCCAGCUGCCUUGUCGGCGUCGCGCAGCGGCGGGAAGGCGGAGUUCCCGGCUCGCGUCGAGAGAGCCGCCGAGAAGAAGCGCGCAAAGCGGCGCGAGGGGGAGGCUGGGGGGGUGCGAAAGGCGCAUCAGAAAGAGGACAGCGAGCUCGCCGUGGGAGCUGCGGGUGCAGGCGAGACGAAGGGCGAGAAGCGGCGAGCCCGCGGCGGGGAGAGAGACUCGCAGCGAGGCGGGGGAAGGGAGCGCGAGAUCCGCGAUACGGAGCCAAGCGAAGCGGCCUUGAAGCUUGACGCCUUCGACUGGUUUCGCGCCGCCUCCUACCCCGUGCUGCCUUCGCAGCCCUCGAGUCCCUGCCAGCUGGAGGACACGACGGCGGCAGCCAAGCGCGGCGGAAGCAGAGACAGCCAACGCGACAGGAUGCUGCUUCCCGCCGCGCGGACCGGCUCUCACGAGACAGAGAGAGAAGCGCCGCCCGCCGCAGGCGCCCCACCGACCGCAGGUCUCGCCUCGGCGCCGAGGAGCGCCAAAACGGGCAAGGCGCCCGUGAUGAGGGCGUCGGCGUCGGCGUCGCGGAGCCGCAGAGAGGGUCGCGAUGAGGGCGAUGUCUCUGCGUUGGCGCCGGCACGCAGCGCCCGCCAGAGAGAAGAGACGGCGGUGAAGAGGGCGUUGGCGGGCUCGCGAGAUCACGAAUCGAAAAGGCACAGCCUAUCUGUCUCGGCGUCGCGACACCCGGCGCGCAGCUUCGAAGAGGACAUCCGCCCGACGCACGCAGACGCGUCGCUGCCGCAGGCCCCUUCCGCCGUGUUCCCCGCGCAGGCGGCUGGUGGCGGCGAGCCGCUGCGAGCCUCACGAGAAGAGCCUGUGAAGGGCGUCCGAUCUGAGUUUUUCGAGCCCAACUCGGCGCCCCGCAUGAACGCGCAGCGAUCGUCUUCGGUUCUGUCUCCGCGGUCGGGCGCGUCGCGUCUGCCGCUGACGGGCCUCGCAUCGGAGCUGCCGCGGUCGCAGAGCGAGGCGCGACGAUCGCCACAGGUGUGCAAGGCGGAUCUCGCCUCCACGUUUGAAGAUUUCGAGUUCUUCACGACGGCCUGCUCCGACCAGACCGACUCGCCUUCCUUCCCGUCGCCUUUGGGCUCCGCGCAGGUGCCCGCUUCCGAGGCUGCCGGCGAGGAGACCUCCGCGCCUCCUGGGGGCUCCUCGCGGCGACGUCGAGACAAGCAGCCGGAGCCUGUGCGACGUCCUGGAGGUGCGGAGGGGCGAGGCGAGAAGAAGGCGACUUACGCGGACGCGCGGACGGCCGGUGGCGAGGGCGACGGCGGCCGGCGGGGUGCCGCCCUUGACUCGGGAGACAGCGGUCUGCUCGGGCGUGAGGGGACCUUGGGCGGCGCCGCGCCCGCGGCCCGACGACUCUCCGACGGCGAGGAGACUGGGCGACGCGAAUUUCCGCCGACGCAGCGGAGCGCCUCUUCGCAGUGGCCGGAAAGCCGCCGGGGCGAAGAGGCGAAGCGCGCGCGGGGCGCGUCGCGCGAGGACGACGAGAAGGCGUCUGCGGCGUCUCUCGAGGGGGAGCGUCUCCAGGCUUUCGAGGAGAAGAUCGCGCGCCUGGAAGAGCGCGAGGCGGAGCUGCGGGCGCUGCACGACCGCGAAAGCCGAGAGGCGGAGGCGUCGCAGAGGCUCCUCAGAGACAGGCUGGAUAACGCCAUGCAGGCAUGGGAAGGCGAGCGGAGGGCGUUUCGAAAAAGAGAGGAUGAGCAUGUCGCGAAGGUCCAAGCGCUGAGCGGCAGACUCGUCGAGGCGGACGAAGAAGCCAAGAAGAAAAAGGAAGAAAACGAACGCCUGAAAAGCAACCUGCAAGAAAAGUGCAGGGCUCUCGAAAACGCAAAAGAUAUGUGGCUCCGCGAAAGCGCUCGCGCCUCGGCUCUCAACGACCGCCUUGACGAGGCCGAAGAGAAGAUCGCGGAUCUUCAGACGCAGCUGGCGACACUUUCGGCCAAGUACUCCGAGGCCCUGCGCGAAGUCGAAGCCUUCAAGGUUCUAGUUAACCAUCCCCAGCCCCCGAGUCUGCCGAGUCUCGCCACCUCAGCGCAGCCCCCCUCUGCGCUACCCUCCGCCUCCUCUUCUACGUCCUUCGCCUCCUCGCGGCGCUUCAACGGGGCGUCUGCGCGCGACGAACCCAGCAAGGCGGGGGAGCGCUCGGACGAGGCCUGGAGCCUUCAGGGGAGAAGCGAGACGAAGCGCAACUCGAGUUUCUUCGCGGCGGACGAAUUCUGGGGGCGAGAGCGAGUUCUUCCCGCCGACGAUCGCGCGAGGCGCGGCACACGCCAGGAGUUUGCGGAGGUGACUGAGGUCACCAACGGCUUCGGCGAGGACAAUAUGCUCGGCGAGGGCGUCGCUUUGCCACCGCUGAGUCUAUAUGCCGACCUGGCGGAGGAGGCGCCCAUCGGGCUCUCUCAGUUCCCAGUGCAUGUCGCGAAGCCCGGCGCUUCGCACGCUUCCCUCGCAGGCUCGCGAGACUCCUCGCGAAAAUCACGCGGCGUGGAGAGAGCGGACGCGACGCUCCCCGGCGUCGUCCUCGUGAGCGACAACUUGCGACGGCUACUGCUCGUCGAUGACGCCUUGCUCUUCGAGGAUGAAACGAUACAGAUCGGCAUUAAGAGCACGUACCAAGGCCUGGCGGGACAGGUGUCGAUUUACUACGGAAACAAGAUGAGCGGCCUUUUGCAAAACGUGACGAUUUCUUUCUUGAAUCCUCAGUCCGAGUCUCUUGUGCUCCACGCCUCUCCCCUCCCUGCAUUUUUCGCCCCGAAACAGCAAGUCUGCCAGGACAUCGCUCUGGAGUGCAUCGCGCCAUUCGACGCCUGGCCGUCGCUUCGACUUCAGUUCCUGCUGGCAGACAACACGCCGCGGCAGGUGGACGUGACGCUGCCGCUGGCUGUGAACAAGUUCAUGGAGGCCCGCGACAUGGGAGCGGAGGAGUUUUUCCUGUUCUGGAAGAACGAGAGAUUUGUUUUGAAAGAAACGUCCUGCGUCCUCAAUCUGCAUCCGCGCUUCCGCGGGUCGCUGCUGGCUGUUGCGCGCGCUUCGCAGCUCGGCAGAGCUCUUGCGCUUUGUCGCAGAGUCGACCCGAAUCCGGAGAACCUCGUGCUGGCGGGAGCCUUUCCCCCGAGCGUCUGCGACAAAUCCAUUCCUCUGUCCAUUGUGCUUGUCAGACUCGAGAUCGGCCGAGGCAGACACCACGGGAAAUGUCGUUUGGUCGUGCGCUCCGAUUGCCACGUCCUCAGCCGCGGGAUUCGCGAUUUAAUCAGUCUGCAGAUUGCUGCGCCGCAGCCUGCUGCACUCUCUCUCGCUUGA
Molecule: messenger RNA, 7140 nt
Organism: Besnoitia besnoiti
Lineage: Eukaryota; Apicomplexa; Conoidasida; Eucoccidiorida; Sarcocystidae
Product: adaptin c-terminal domain-containing protein
Exons: 13
Coding region: 1-7140 (2379 amino acids)
Biological process (GO): intracellular protein transport; vesicle-mediated transport
Cellular component (GO): clathrin adaptor complex
Source: RefSeq, a predicted model, not a curated record